Molecule: messenger RNA, 797 nt
Organism: Procambarus clarkii (red swamp crayfish)
Lineage: Eukaryota; Metazoa; Arthropoda; Malacostraca; Decapoda; Cambaridae
Source: RefSeq, a predicted model, not a curated record
GCAGGAGAGGCCGCCUCGCCAGGCCUGGACUCGCCCCAAACACAAACAUUUUCAACUUUUGUCGCUCACUUGCAUUUGCUGGGGUUUUAUUUUCACGUUUAGCCAGCAGGACAACUCUGACACUCGGGCCUGAAUGAAGGGUUUUCCGGGACGGGCGUGAAGCGUUGUGUUGCGGGUGUUUUAGCUCGAAGGGCAGUUGUUGAUAGGUGUUUGAGGGGUUUUGACAGGUGUGAGAGGGCAGGGAGGGGGCCCAGGCUGAACUAUCUUAUGACUAAUCAUUGUGUUCAAGUUGCUGAUCUUAGGAGGUGAUUGGAAGGGAUCACACCACUUGAGGAGGGAUGAGGAAGCUGCAUCUGUGGUCGUGUGGAGUGAUGGAAUCAAUCACGGACAGUGAGCGUUUACAGCGGCUCCGUGAAUUAGAAGCUCAAUUACGAAACCCAAGAGGCAUCAUCAAUGUCGACUCCUUAUUGGAUGCAGCACAGGCGAUGGUCGCAGACUGCGAUCAUCAAGCCAUCAGACGAAACAAAAAUGUGGAGGCUUUCAUUAAUAGAUAUCGGGAGCCCAUACUGGAUGUGGAGCUAUUGCGAAUGAGAGCUGACGAUUUUACAAAUAUUAAAGUCAUAGGCAGGGGGGCAUUUGGUGAAGUUCAGCUUGUUAGACAUAAAUCUACUAAAAAGGUAUAUGCGAUGAAAUUAUUAAGCAAAUUUGAAAUGAUUAAGCGAUCAGACUCUGCAUUUUUUUGGGAGGAGCGGGACAUCAUGGCUCAUGCUAAUUUUACCGUAUUUGCCGGUGUAUAA